AUGUUUGCUUCUUAUUUACUUGAAUUAAUUGAAUUAAUUAAUAAAUUAAAUAUACUUAUAACAAUCCAAUCAAAAAAGCAAAAAACUAAUGCUUUACCAAAAACAACUGGAAAUAAUCUUAGAUCACAACCUAUGAUCAUUUAUCAAAUGUCACCACCAAUGCCACCAAUGUACAAUUCUUAUCAACAUGGUUAUUAUUCAACGAAACACCAUUACAAUCUAAAUAUAAAGAAAGGAGAUUUUCUUAUGAAAUUUGGUGAUUCUUUUCUAAAAUAUGAAACUAAUUUUAUUGAUAAUGGAUAUACUGUUGAUUUGUUGGGUCAAUUAAAAAAUAUUGGAGUUGACUUAGCUGGACAUCGUAUUAAAAUUUUAGUAGAAUUAGGAAUUAAAAUUCCAAAUUGA
Rhizophagus irregularis DAOM 181602=DAOM 197198 is the source of this 402-nucleotide messenger RNA. RefSeq lists its product as uncharacterized. Lineage: Eukaryota; Fungi; Glomeromycota; Glomeromycetes; Glomerales; Glomeraceae. The record is from RefSeq and is a predicted model, not a curated record.